Molecule: messenger RNA, 5498 nt
Organism: Strongylocentrotus purpuratus (purple sea urchin)
Lineage: Eukaryota; Metazoa; Echinodermata; Echinoidea; Camarodonta; Strongylocentrotidae
Product: inosine-5'-monophosphate dehydrogenase 1b-like
Exons: 15
Coding region: 77-1666 (529 amino acids)
Biological process (GO): GTP biosynthetic process
Cellular component (GO): cytoplasm
Molecular function (GO): IMP dehydrogenase activity
Source: RefSeq, a predicted model, not a curated record
AGCUGCACUGAGGCGAGUGUUCACAGGUUCUUCACGUAAAAGUCACCCCUGCUUGGUGUAAAAUCAUACUCUUGCGAUGUCUAAGAAAGUGAAAUUAAUGAAUGGUGCAAUGGAGCCACAAGUCGACGAUGGUUUAUCGGGACAGCAGCUGUUUGGUAGUGGUGAUGGCCUUACAUACAAUGACUUCUUAAUCCUACCUGGUUACAUUGAUUUCACAUCAGAUCAAGUGGAUUUGCAAUCCCAGCUGACAAAGGACAUCACCUUGAAGGCUCCGUUGGUGUCGUCUCCUAUGGAUACCGUCACAGAGUCCUCCAUGGCGAUCGCGAUGGCAUUAUGUGGAGGCAUUGGAAUCAUCCAUCAUAACUGUACUCCUGAGUUCCAAGCAAAUGAAGUCAGAAAAGUAAAGAAAUAUGAGCAAGGAUUCAUCAUGGAUCCUGUCGUGCUUGGUCCUAAUGAUACUGUUGGCGAUGUCUUCGGCUCAAAGGCAAAGCAUGGCUUUUCAGGAAUCCCGGUUUCUCAAGAUUUGCCACACAAGAUCCUCGGCAUACCCAUCACAGACACCGGAAGACUGGGUGGUAAACUCUUAGGAAUCGUCACGGCUCGCGAUAUUGACUUCUUGAAACCAGAAAGUUACGUGAAGCCGCUCAGUACUGCCAUGACCUGUAGAGAGGAUCUGGUGGUUGCUCCAGCUAAUGUAACUCUGAAACAAGCUAAUGACCUUCUGCAGAAAGCCAAGAAAGGCAAGCUGCCCAUUGUUAACGAGAAGGAUGAGCUGGUCUCUCUCAUCUCCCGUACGGAUCUCAAGAAACACAGGGAGUUCCCCCUAGCCUCCAAAGACCCCAGGAAGCAACUGCUGUGUGGGGCUGCCAUCGGUACCAGGGAAGAGGACAAGCACAGACUUGACCUUCUGGUCCAGGCUGGCGUAGAUGUAGUCAUACUGGAUUCUUCACAAGGGAACUCCAGCUUCCAAGUAAGCAUGAUCAAGUGCACCAAGGCCAAAUAUCCAGAGUUGCAGGUGGUGGCUGGCAAUGUGGUGACCGUGGCUCAAGCCAAGAAUCUGAUCCAGGCAGGUGCCGAUGCUCUGAGGGUCGGCAUGGGCAGCGGCUCAAUCUGCAUCACACAAGAAGUAAUGGCUGUUGGUCGUCCCCAAGGCACAGCAGUGUACAGAGUAGCCCAGUAUGCCAGGAGCUGUGGGGUACCUAUCAUUGCCGACGGAGGCAUCACGACGGUCGGUCACAUCACAAAGGCUCUUUCACUGGGCGCUUCCUCAGUGAUGAUGGGAAGCCUUCUGGCGGGAACCACUGAAGCUCCUGGAGAAUACUUCUUCUCUGAUGGAGUCCGACUCAAGAAGUACCGUGGCAUGGGAUCGUUGGAUGCCAUGGAGAAGAACCAGUCCUCUGCCAAGAGAUACUUCAGUGAGCGUGACAAGCUGAAGGUUGCCCAGGGUGUUUCAGGGUCCAUCGUGGACAAGGGUUCUAUCCACAAGUUUGUGCCAUAUCUCAUUGCAGGAAUCCAACAUGGCUGCCAAGACAUUGGAGCACUAAGCCUCACCGUUCUAAGAGAAAAGAUGUAUUCUGGCGAAGUUCGCUUUGAGAGAAGGUCACCUUCAGCUCAAGUAGAGGGCGGUGUUCACAGUCUUCACUCGUUUGAAAAGCGUCUGUACUAAGCGGCCAGCGACCAAGGUUAGGCAGACUCCUUCCUCUCAUCGCCAUCUUCACAAAUCGAGGAAGGCUGGAUGCGUCCAUUUUGGUUAGCCAUAGUGCACAGAUGGUGUCUAUGUUUAUGUGAACAAUGUGUUUGUUUAUCUCAGAGUGAUAUUGUACUAGCCAAGUCUAUUUUGAUAUACAUUAUGAUAUGAUGUGAAAGAUCGAUGUCUACUUUUAUGACUGUCACAAAACAAAGUAUGAUGCAAUGCAGAAAUAUAAAGGUAACAAACGGUAGAAAAAGAUGAAAAAUAAGUAUUAUUUUAACAAAUAAGUGAAUUUGCUUUCGUCUAGGCUAUACAAAAUGUGCUGGUUCUUGUAGCCUUUGUCAAGAUAUUGUAUGAACAAAAUCUGUUCCGUUUCUUUUUUGUGUCCAAAGCUCUGGGUCUGAUUUGUCUCAUUUGAUCACUCUGUAUGAUUCUUGUGUGUGUAGAGGUAUCAUUGUACAGCUAAAAGUUCAUGGUUAUCCACGUACAUACACAUACACACAUACAUCCUCUGUAGAUAAUAAAUGAACAGUUCAUGAGGAAGUUUUUUCACGGAUCCAACUUCUCUUUUUUUCUUUUCUUCUUCCUUUUACACCAAUUGAAUGUUCUACUUGUAGGCUUCCUAGACAUUUGUCAACCUUUCACACACGGCUUUAUUCUACUUUUAUUUCCACUACUUAAAGUCAUUUUUUAGAUAAUUUGCAAUCUAAAUGUCAUAUUUGCAUUUAUAUUAAUGGCCCUCAUUAUGCAUUUGGUGUGAAAAGGAAAAACAAGAACUCUUUGGUCAAUGUGUGAUAUAGGGUCGUUGUUUAUUCAUAUGAGCACUGUUUUUAAGUUUCGGCACAUUAUACAUACAUCAUUAACUUAUUUAUUUAUUUCAAGUUGGUGCAUUCACUACUUAUACUGCAAAACAGCACAGGCAUGGCAUUUUGUCUGCAUUAGAUGAAUUAAUAUUCCUGUGUUUGAAAAUGCAUGGUUGUGGCUUUGGAUAGGGGCCAAUUGAAAGGGUUUUGUAAAUGUAGUUUAGUUGCAGAAAUAUAUCAAGUGGAAAAAUGAGAGGAAAAGUGUCCUGUUAAACAUCACCAAAGGUUUCAAAAUUGCAUGGACUAAAUAUGAGCAUGAAACAAUGACCAAAAUCACCAAAUCCUCCUGUUUUCUGAUGAUUUACUUUGAAACACACAAGUCAGAGUUUGAUAAGUAAUUUUGAAUAUGUUGGUGCAAUUUUAAUUGUUUACUUUUAAUAUUUUGUUUUCAUGGCAGUCGGCUAAUUUAGCCGACAAAAUAGAUGAAAAUUCUAUAUUUUUCGUACCAGAAUUAUGAUUCAACCUGAUGAGUGACAACGUAGGGUAUUGCACAUUUCAGGACUGGUAAAACCACUCACUUCUUGAAAAUCAUAUGUUUUGCUAACGGUGCUUUAAAUUCAUCAAGUCGAAAACGGUCAAUAUCGAUAUUCAAUUUCUAAUAUCAAACUUUAUCAUAGAUUAGAUUGAUCACAUAGGAUUAUAUUUUCUGAUCUCGGUUGACGUCGAAGAAAAAAAAAAAGUACCAAUAAAGAAUGGAUUUAAAAUGUUACAAAAGAUUAGUACUAAGUAUUUUGCUUUUUUUCAUCUGCUUACAUCAUUUGAUGAAGUAAAUAUCAAUCAUGUUUAUUGAUAACUUUGAAUAUCAGGUGAUGAGUGCAAGAAAUCUAUGAAAGAGUGCCACAAGACCUUAUUUUAUUUGAAAUUGCAUCAUUAUAUAUUAUACGAGCUAGUGAAAUCUUCUCAUGUAAAUACUUCUUUCUUGAAAAAGAGUUAUGUCUAAUCAUGGGUCUUGUGGGCAAAUGUUUUCUUUUUUGAGCGUUGGAAAUCUCCAGAAUGAACUAGCUCACUAUUCCUGUCGUAUAAUUCAUAUUAUCUUUUUCUGUGCUUGAGGUAUCAAAUAGAGCCGAAUUGAACAAAUGGAAGAUUUGCCUUGUGGAAGAACUGCACAGAUUAUUUUGUUGACGAGGUAUUAAUAGAUCAGUUCGGAUAUAUUCAAAUCAAAUACAUAAUGUUGUACUAUGGUACUUUGCAGUUAGCUGAAAGCUUUAUCUGCCCAUGCACAGAUUGUAAGUACAUUCAACUGGUAUAUUGUAUGUUAUGAUAAUACCAUCUUGCAAACAUGUCUUUGUGCAUGAUGUAUUACAAAGAGUACAUGUAUGUAGGCAUAAUGUAACAAAUCUUAAGACAUGCCUGUUUAGCAUGCAGACCCCCCCCCCCUCCCACACACACACCUCACACACACGCAAAAUGAAUCUGAACAUCAAGAAACAAUACUUAGUCUGGAUCACUGGUAUUUUGUCAAUCAUUAUAGAGCGCACAAAGGAUACUUUAUUAUUGUGCAUUGUUUUUUAAUAUAAUUAUGUUGUUUAUUGUUAAUUGAAAGGUAACAAGGAAUAACCUAGGAUGUAUUUUAAAAUUGAUAUUGUUUUUGUUGAAAAGCAAACAAUCUCUCAGUGUAUCAUCUGCUGAGAGCCAGAAGGGCAUUAAUUCAUGUAUGUAAACACAGAGUUAAUACCCUUCUAGCUUAGUGAAUGGACAAUAUUUUUAAGGAUCUGUUUUUGUGUGUGUUUAAGAGAGAGACAGAGAGAGAGAGAGAGAGAGAGAGAGAGAGGGGGGGGGGGGAUGUAAUGAUUUUAUGAUGAAUUAUGUGUAUUGGUAAGAAAAGUAAAGUGAUACAUGUACAUUAAUCUUCAGAUGUAGAACUUUUUUUAAAAAAGAGAGAUUAUUGUAUGUCAUGUGGGCAACAUGAAUUAUACAUGUUUUUAUGGUUUGUCUAUGUUGUUAUUUGUCUAUGUAGUUAGCAAUACAACUGCAAAGAGGAAUUCAUGCAGACUGAAAUUGAAAUAUGACUAUAAUUAUAGUGUUUAUAAACAUGUCUUAAAACAAGAACAAAUGUAGCAAACUUAGAUUUUUAUUUACAUGUACACUUUAUGAUUUUCAUUCCAGAGAUAUUGUAAUAUUAUUAUGUUGUAAUUUGGAUUUAAUUGGUGAUUUUACCUUUGUGUUUUUAUGGUAUGAAUUAUUGUGCACAUUGUAGAAAGUACAAUGAAAUGUUGAGUAUAUAAUGAAGGUAUUAAAGCUUCAACAAUUUGUUCAAUCCUGUCACUUAGAAUCUCCUAAAUCCUGCAUGUAUAUGAUGACACAUACAGGUCCCAAGUAAGUCCAAUUUUAAAACUUGAAGUGUGUUGCAGGUUACGAGUAUAUGUAAAUAUUCAUCCUCUAUAUCUUCAUCUCCAUGUUCUAUUUGUUCCUCAGUGUAUAGCCACAUGAUUGAGUACCCUGUUUGAGAUUGUUUGGCUUUUUGUUACCCAAUUAUGCUUUACAAUUGUUAAAAACAAUUUUUUGUUUAGACAUUAUGGAAUUUAAGACUUAUCUAAUAGCAGUACUGACUUGAGAAACAUGUGCAAAGAGCGAUACUGAGAUCUUCACCUCGGCAUGUUUGUUCAGAAAAUGUGUUACAUUUUAUGUUCAUGUAUGAUUAACCUGCAUUUCAACCCAUCUCCUCAAGGUCUUAUAUUUUUAAAUUUUUUGAAAUUUUGAACUAUUAAAAAGUACUACAUGUAUAUUGUGAAGAGCUAUUAGAAAUGUAGCUCGCUUCUUUUAAUUUUUUGUGCUCAAAUCUCUUUUCGAUUGCUUUCUUUCACAACGGUUCAGUUUGAAUUAUUUGAAUAUUGGUAUGCAUGUAUUAGUUGCUUUUUAUUUGUUAUAUUUUCUUGUUCUGUGGUUAUUAUUGGUAUAUUUUUUGGCAAAAUAAAAUGACACCUACACUGGUUAGACAGAAUCAA